UGUGUGUGUGUGUGUUUGUGUGUCAGAGGGAGAGAUUGAGAGAAGGAAAAGGAAAAUAGAGAGAGAAAGGGAGGAAUGAAUGAAAGAAAGAAGGAAUGAUUACUGACAGGAGAAGAAAAGCGGAGAGAGAAGGAAAAGAGAGAGAGAGAGAGAGAGGGAGAGAGAGAGGGAGAGAGAGGGAGGAACGAAAGAAAGAACGGGUAGUGAGAAGAAAAGAGAAGGGGAGAGAGGGAUAGAGAGAGAGAGAGAGAGAAAAGUGCAUGCCAGAGCAGUGAGGCCAGUUCUUUGGGGGGGCGGGACCACAAGCGUGAAAGACAGGAAAUGUGGAAACGUUGUCAGUCGUCGUCUCGGCCGGUUCUAUCAUCGGGGCGUGGGACCGACGUCGUGGUGCUCACACUCUUCCCCUCCUCAUUCUGAAACCCUGCGCGUCUGUCUCUGUGUGUGUGUGUGUGUGACUGCUUUUGCUGAUCGACCACAAGGACCUGAGCCCUCGUACAGUUGAACUGGCCCCACACCAGAUGAGGGAAGAUGUUGGCUAUGGACCAAGGCGUGGUGGAGGAAUGGCUGUCAGAGUAUAAGACUCUUCCGGAGACGGCCAUCUCGAGCUAUGCCGCCUCGCUCAAGGAGAAGGGCUCUCUGGUGCCCGCCCUCUACAAGGUCAUCCGCGAGAACUACAGCGACUGUCUGGAGCCCGUGUGUCACCAGCUGUUUGAGUUCUACCGCAGUGGGGAGCCGCGUCUCCAGCGCUUCACGCUGCAGUUCCUGCCCGAGCUGCUGUGGAGCUACCUGUCCGUCACGGCCGCGCGUGACCCCCACUGCUCCGGCUGCAUCGAGGCCCUGCUGCUCGGCAUCUACAACCUGGAAAUAGUGGACAAAGAUGGCCAGAGCAAAGUGCUAACGUUCACAGUCCCCUCCCUGUCAAAACCGUCAGUAUACCAUGAGCCCUCCACGAUUGGCUCUUUGGCCUUAACAGAAGGUGCAUUAGCCAACCACGGACUGAGUAGGGUUGUUUACAGUGGGCCCUAUCUUCAGAGAGAAACGUUUACAGCACAGAACAGGUUUGAGGUGCUGACGUUCCUGCUCCUGUGCUACAAUGCUGCUCUCAGCUACAUGUCCACCACCUCGUUGCAGUCCCUCUGCCAGCUCAGCUCACGGGUCUGCAUCUGCGGGUAUCCACGGCAACAGCUGCGACGGUACAAAGGCAUCAGCACACGGAUGAUGGUGACCUCCGAAUUCCUGGUGCAGCUCAUCACCGGCAUCCAUUUUGCCCUGUAUAACGGGGAGUCGGACCUGGGGUCCAAAGCACUGGACGAUGUACUUUACCGGGCCCAGCUAGAACUUUAUCCUGAAGCAUUACUGGUGGGCCACGCCAUCAAGUCCACCAUGACGGGCGCGGCGCUCAAGUCCAGCAAGGAGGGCACGCGCAGCAUCCAGGUGGAGAUCACGCCCACCGCCCCGCGCAUCUCCCGCAACGCCGUCACCAGCCUGUCCAUCCGCGGCCACCGCUGGAAGAGACACGACGCAGUGGAUCUGGGUUCCCCGGACGAGUUGAUGGAGAUCGCCGAGGAGGACGAGGGCUUCUGCCCGCGCGCGGCGCUCGAAGGUGGCAUUAGCGGCAGCCCCCCCACCGUGGUGAUCAGCAACAGCUGCGGCGCCAACGCCAGCCCCGCGCCCGCCAACGCCACCGCCAGCACGGGCAAACCAGCGGGCAAGAGCCAGCGCCGACUGCUGGGCGGCAAAUCCAAAGACAAGGAGAAGGAGAGAGAGAAGGAGAGAGAGAAGGAGAGAGAGAAGGAGGGCUUGGCGGCGCCGGAUCCGCGGAAGCUAGGGGGCGCCAUGGGCCGCGCCAUGAGCGAGAACGCCGAGCCGCUGUCGCUCAAGCGCCUGACCCUGACGUCCAGCCAGUCGGUGCCCCGGUCCACCACGCUGAGCCUGUCGCGCACGGCCAGCGCCGUCUUCUCGCGCUCCUUCGAGCAGGUCAGCAACGCGCUCGCCCUCGCCACCGGCGGCGGCCAGGGGCACCGCGCCCCGAGCCCCACGCCCGGCUCCAACCACUCGCUGGAGGUCAACCGCUACUCCGCCUGCAGCCUGCAGGACGACGGGCUCGGGGGGUACGGGAUGUCCGGCGGCGACCACCACCUGAGCCCGGCCCUCCACCACAAGCAGCAGCCGUCCCCGAGCAUCAGCAUCCAUCUGGCCCCUGACCUGUGAACUCUGACCUGUGGUGAUGUCGUCGUCACACGGGCGGGACACUCACAAAGCACCCUUGUGUCUGCGCCCCCCACCCCCACUCCCACCUACACCCCCCCAUCUUCUUGGUAACGAAUCUUGCCUGUUGCUCAGCUUUUGAGAGACACACUCUGCCUUUCUUGGUGGAUCCAACAUGACACUCCUCCGUCACGACUUCCUCCACCCCAAAGUCUGCACUUACACUCCCCCUCCCCAAUCCCCCCCGAAAAGCUCUUUUCUGGUUACGUGCAGAAGAAGAGGGCGAGAGGGGAAAGCUGCUCUGACUGGCGCCCCCUUGUGGUAUUCAGCCAUGCCUGUGGCACCUUAGAGAGAGUUCUCGGUUUUUAAUUGUUCAUUAUUUGUUGAUGGGAUGUGAAUCACUAAAAACUGUUUUAAAUCAAGAUGAAGUAUUUUUCAAAUUAAUUAUUUUCUAAAGAGUCCCCACUUCAGUCAUUGUAACUGUAUUUUUUUUCUCUCUCUCAUUGGUGUUGUAAUGGAUUUUUAUCCAAGAUCUCUUAAUAGAAUUCCCCAUCAACUGGUUAGGUAUUGUGGACUGUGCACCGGACUUAAAGAUUUAAGGUGUGACUUUUUUUAUUAUUAUUUUUUGUUUUGUUUGGGUUUUUUGCUUGUUUUAAGUGUUGUUUUGUCGGUCUGUCUGUAUGUGUGUCUCUGUGUGUGUGUGUGUGUGUGUGUGUGUGUGUGUGUGUAUGUGUGUGUGUCUGUGAAUACAUGCAUGCAUGAUUUUGUGUUGGAGUGGAGAUGUAUCUGUAAAAGUGUUGCCAUGGGUGUACGUGUUCAGAGGGGAUAUUUUCUCAAAUGAUCGUGGUUUAGUGAUUAACCCAGAUAAAUUAACUUGUACGAGUAAGAAGUGACUUUAUCGGAGUAAGUAGUUAACUUAUCUGGCUUGGUGAGUAAAACCACAACAACCACAAAUCUUGGAAUUACCCCCCUGGGUGGUUGGCUUUGCUGAGCAACAUUACAAAAACGCGUCAGCUUUUUCUUUUCUUUCCUUAAAAGAAUGCUUUAUUUAAGAAAAGCACAGUAGCGUUAAAUGACAGCACAGCACAGCAUGUUCGAUUAAGCAAUGGGAAAUGGGUCAAUCAAAAAUUACCCAUGUUGCACUAGGCUUAAACCUAAGCCGGCACUAUGUGUUUACCUAACUUCUGCCCUAGCCCUCAAAUCCUCGAUAUGACUGUGCAGUCAUAUUUUUACCACUAUUGACCGUAUCUGUUGGUACAAAUCCACCAAAAUCCACCGAAACGUUUAAAACAAAGAAAAAAAGGCUUUGUUUACAACAGAAUUUUGUUCCCAAGAAGCCGAAGAAGCAAUAUCUCUUUAUUUUGAUCCAGUAUGAAACUGUGAUAGCCCUCCGCUGUGCUCGGACUGGUGUAUACUUGCAGAAUGAAACUGAGCGGAGAAGAAGAGAGGAGGUGUUGUACGUACGAUGACGUUUUUAUGUAUGCUGUAGGCUACAAACUGUGGUAUUAGGAACGAAGGAGAGGAAGGUUCCAUUGCAGUAUUAAUGUUUUUUUUUUUUUUUUAAAUACAAUAAAUAAAAAAAAAAAAUCAAAGCACAUGUUUUAUUUUCCUCCAAGAACAACUUCAGACCAGCGUGACGGGGGGUUGCAGAGAGGAGUGACCGCCAAGUAUCUCACCCGUUGCAAAGCUCUCAGUUCUCCAGUUCUCUUUUCUGCAAAUUGUAUUGGCUCGCCCAUCUGUACGUGAUUUUUGAUCGUAUCAUGUUACUGUCUUAUGAUUGGGCUGUGCGUGUGUGUGUGUGUGUGUGUGUGUGUUUGUAUGAUUGCAAUUAUUUAAUGGGUAAAUUGGACGAAUCACUGUGGUACUGUAUGAUAUUCACGAAAUGGGAAAAUAAAUUGCUUCAUUUGAUUAUUGAUUAGCUUUGUCUCCAUAAAGUAUGUAUUUGGUAAAGUAAAGGGGUGUUUUUUUUAAUUCACAAUGUGGAAAUGUAACAAUCAUGACUCCAAAUUUUUGUUUACAGAAAUGUGGAAAAAUGCUCUUGUGAAUUGUACAUAUUAUUGUACUAAAGUUUUUUUGUUGUUCUUUUUGCCUUUUGUCUGAAAGUAACUCAACGAUGGAACUUCUCGGAUAAUAAAAUGUUUAUAUUUC
Sardina pilchardus (European sardine) is the source of this 4356-nucleotide messenger RNA. RefSeq names its product hyccin PI4KA lipid kinase complex subunit 1 (gene hycc1). Bases 529 to 2211 code for a protein of 560 amino acids. The transcript is spliced from 11 exons. The record is from RefSeq and is a predicted model, not a curated record. Gene Ontology annotation, biological process: protein localization to plasma membrane; phosphatidylinositol phosphate biosynthetic process. Gene Ontology annotation, cellular component: plasma membrane. NCBI's taxonomy places the organism in Eukaryota, Metazoa, Chordata, Actinopteri, Clupeiformes, Clupeidae.